Molecule: messenger RNA, 662 nt
Organism: Prunus persica (peach)
Lineage: Eukaryota; Viridiplantae; Streptophyta; Magnoliopsida; Rosales; Rosaceae
Product: protein RETICULATA, chloroplastic
Exons: 5
Coding region: 1-501 (166 amino acids)
Source: RefSeq, a predicted model, not a curated record
AUGUGCAGUUUGGAACAAAAUAUUGAUGGUUUGAUAGAUGGCAGUGAUGGCAACACUAAAGCAAGAAUUUCCUUUCAUUAUGUCUGCUCAUAUGUGAUGAAUUUUGGCCCUUUGUUGUAUGUGAUGGAAGACAACCACCACACUCAAAGGAACAAUGGGUCUGGAAGCAUGCAAUUUGCUGAUAAUGAUGUGAAAGUCCAUACUCAGCUCAGGCCUACAACUAAUGGGGAAGUGAAUGAGAAUUCCACAAAUGCUUCUGGUACUGGACCUCCUGCUGGUUUUUUGGGAGUAUCUCUUCAUUCCCCAUAUGAGAAAAUUGGAAUUAGCACAUCUUUUGUUGCUCCUUCCGCUGGUGCAGGGUUGCCUUUUGAUGCAAUGGUUCUAGGGUCAAUUUGGCCACUGGGCUUUUUGAUGAAGGAUUGCUCUAUGCUACGAAAUCGUAUGCUGGCUUAUCCUUCCUUUCUUUUUAAAGUUGGGACAGAGGACAAUGUUGAUCAGUGAUGCUGGGAAGUUUAUGCCUUUGGAAAGGACUCAACAUGGUUCUAUGACAUAGUAAUAACAAGAUAGUUCUAUGACAAAGUAUAAACAAUGUACUUCUAUGGAAUGGUAUUAACAAUGUACUUCUAUGGAAUGGUAUUAACAAUGUACUUUUAUGACAUGUA